Molecule: messenger RNA, 2592 nt
Organism: Penicillium waksmanii
Lineage: Eukaryota; Fungi; Ascomycota; Eurotiomycetes; Eurotiales; Aspergillaceae
Exons: 1
Coding region: 1-2592 (863 amino acids)
Source: RefSeq, a predicted model, not a curated record
AUGGUGUCUAAAAGCGCGGUUCUACUGCUUUUCCACCUCCUAGAGGGGGUCAGCGCAGACUGGACGACAACUAUCAAAGCCAACCUCACAGUGGCGAACGGUUUCACCCCCGUUAUCGACUUCACCACGGCACCUCCGCCAGGUGCAUCAAGUCCGAGUCUCUCAUCGACUCCUCCAAGCAGUCUUAGUCGAAAGCAGGCUCACCGGGAACAGUUUACUACAACUAUCACGGUACCCGAUGGAAUGAUGCCGGUCAUCCACUACAGCACUAUUUCGUCGACGCAUAGUGCCUCCUCCAACGUUGUACCACCCCCGGACACAGCUUCUCCAGGAAGCACCCAGCCUGCUAGUAAACCUCCUUCAAGUUCAACGCCUUUAAACCGUCCAUCCCCGUCCUCUACUCCUGUGAUAACUCCGGGAAUACCGAGUGUAUCAAAUCCAUCAUCUUCUCUUGUUCAAACACCGCGCUCCUCCGCCCCCAGUCAAUCGGGUAGAUCGAGCUCUAGCGGUGGCCAUUCUAGCUCGGCAACCAGCAGCCCUACUAUACCAGGCCAGAGCGGUUCUGCCUCAAAGACACCAACAACCGGGCCUGCUUCAUCCCCCUCUAAAUCUUCCGGGUCAUCUUCCUUUCUCCAGAGUGGUUCACCCAGCACGGGUCCUCCAGCACCAGGUGGCUCUUUGACUACUGCGCCACCUUCAUCUGGACAAAGUCUAUCCACCCCCAAAGCCUCAUCGACUCCAGCUUCAUCACCAACCGAUGGUUCAAACCCAUCCCAGGGACCUUCGCUGCAACCCUCGUCGGCUUUUCUUUCUUCUGCCCCCGAUAUUAUCUCGCUUACACCAACCGGUAGCAACUCUGCUGCGCAAUCUGCAAUCCUUGAGUUUGGCCCCACAGGUCCUCCAUCAUCGCAGCCCUGGGGAACUCUUACUUCUGUUCCAUCAAGUGCCACUACCGGAACAGCAGCAAUCUCAGAGGCGACAGACAUUGCAAUCUUCUUGAAGGGGCUCUAUAACAAUAUUGAUCAGCUCAAGACCGACCCUGAAAACUACAAAAAGAAUCUCGAAGACGUUGAGAAUAAGUCUGAGGAUUACCUCUCUAAGAUUGGUUAUCCCUCAACCAAGUCCCCUUGCUCUGGCUCCGGCUCUCUGAGAAAGAGGUCUCUGUUCGGUGCUAUUGGAAACAUCGCCUCCAGUGCAGCCAAUGUUGCCAAGGGUGCUGUAGAUACUGCCAAAGACAUUGCAGAGGAUGCGCUCAGCUGUAUCAAGCCUAUUGCUGAUAGCAUGAUCAAGACGAUCCCCGAUGAUGUGUCUAAGUUGACGGAUGACAUUGAGAACACCAUCAAAAAGGGUUCUGAAUAUCUGGUUGAGAUCAGUAACAUCGUGACCGACAUGGAGAACAAGAUCAAGGAUGAUGAGGAAGAUAAAUCAUCAUCUGAAUCUGAAUCCUCAACAUCCUCUUCAUCUACUUGCACGUCAAGCACAACUUUCUCGGACUGCACGACGACCACAAUCUUGAUUUCGACUUUCUCUACCGGAGGAGAUGGCUCGACUACACCGUCAACUAGCACAUCUAGUACGGUCACUUGUACUACCGAAACUGCCUGCAAUGCUUCCCCAACCUCAAUGACUGUCACCACCACUGAAUAUGGUUCCUGCCAACUCAGACAGACAACCAGAAUCGUACCUAGCAAGACGAAGGCUCCUUUGUCGGUUCCUUACGUUCCAAUCACAUCGGGUUCAGUUGGACCGGCAUCCCCUGGAUCUACUGUGAUCGUCUCGACGGCCCCCGCCAGCUCAACAAUAUCCGAAUCAAGCGUUUCGCAAAGCUCCCAGCCCCCGUCCUCAUCUCCCGGUACAAGCAACUCUUCGAAAACACCCUCAGCUUCCGCAUCAAGCUCAUCUCCCUCGAAUUCAUCUCCCUCGAAUACCCCAGGCUCUGGAACAACAUCCACUCCUAGCCCGACGACCACUCCUAGCCCGACAACCACUCCCAGCCCGACGAUCACUCCUAGUCCGACGACAGAGCCAUCGGUUAGCUACUAUAUGUGUUUGAACAAGGGAGGCCCGGAAGUCACCAGCCCUCAUUGUCAAUGCUCAACAUACACAGAAGGGCAAACAUAUUGGGCAACGGCCUCCCUUAUCUCCGGGGCUUGCUACCAGUACACAAGCUUUCCAUCCAAGAUCACUCUGACGCCAACUUUCACUCCCACAACAGCAACAGCAACACCCGUGCCUUUUGUCACCACCGAAGCAAAUGGCGAAAUACUCUCCUAUCCGUCCCAAAUCUUUACAGAUUUUGCCACGGAGGGCGCGGGCACACCCGUGACACUGCAGACUCCUUCUCCAAGCCAGACCAGCAGUAAUGACAAAGGUUCAGCCCAAUGUCAUAGUGUUGACGAUGCCUGCGAUAGAGCUUCUGAGCAGUAUGUAGAUGACACGGUCUACUCAUCCUAUACAUCCUACACGGCCAAUAUAAAAAGCGGCAUCAUCGUGGCGGCAACUUUUGGCCAAGCCGGAUGUGCGGCCAUGUUUACUUGCGACAAUGACGAUUAUGGGUUUGGCAUGACUGGACGCCAGAUCAAGGCUGCGUAA